Neofelis nebulosa (Clouded leopard) is the source of this 1742-nucleotide messenger RNA. RefSeq names its product adaptor related protein complex 1 subunit mu 2 (gene AP1M2). Lineage: Eukaryota; Metazoa; Chordata; Mammalia; Carnivora; Felidae. The record is from RefSeq and is a predicted model, not a curated record. Gene Ontology annotation, biological process: vesicle-mediated transport; intracellular protein transport. The coding region runs from base 80 to 1357 and encodes 425 amino acids. Gene Ontology annotation, molecular function: clathrin-cargo adaptor activity. The transcript has 12 exons. Gene Ontology annotation, cellular component: clathrin-coated vesicle; clathrin adaptor complex.
UUCCGCAGGAAGAAGGAAGCGGCGCCGCCGUCGCCUCCCGGCGCUCCCUCCCCGCCUCCCAGGUCCGCCGGCCGCCACAAUGUCCGCCUCGGCUGUCUUCAUCCUCGACGUCAAGGGCAAGCCCCUGAUCAGCCGCAACUACAAGGGCGAUGUGGCCAUGAGUGAGAUUGAGAACUUCAUGCCUCUGCUCAUGCAGCGGGAGGAGGAGGGUGCCUUGGCCCCGCUGCUGAGCCAUGGCCGGGUCCACUUUUUGUGGAUCAAACACAGCAACCUCUAUUUGGUGGCCACCACGCUGAAGAACGCCAACGCCUCCCUCGUGUACUCCUUCCUCUACAAGACGGUGGAGGUAUUCUCUGAAUACUUCAAGGAGCUGGAGGAGGAGAGCAUCCGAGACAACUUCGUCAUCGUCUACGAGCUGCUGGACGAGCUCAUGGACUUCGGCUUCCCACAGACCACCGACAGCAAGAUCCUGCAGGAGUACAUCACACAGCAGGGCAACAAGCUGGAGACCGGCAAAUCUCGAGUGCCACCCACUGUCACCAAUGCUGUGUCCUGGCGCUCUGAGGGCAUCAAGUACAAGAAGAAUGAGGUGUUCAUUGAUGUCAUAGAGUCUGUCAACCUGCUGGUCAAUGCCAAUGGCAGCGUCCUGCUGAGCGAGAUCGUGGGCACCAUCAAGCUCAAGGUGUUUCUGUCGGGAAUGCCAGAGCUGCGGCUUGGCCUCAACGACCGUGUGCUCUUUGAGCUCACUGGCCUUUCAGGAAGCAAGAACAAGUCUGUGGAACUGGAAGACGUCAAAUUCCACCAGUGUGUGCGGCUGUCUCGCUUUGACAAUGACCGCACGAUCUCCUUCAUCCCACCCGACGGCGACUUUGAGCUCAUGUCCUACCGCCUCAGCACCCAGGUCAAGCCGUUGAUCUGGAUUGAGUCCGUCAUUGAGAAGUUCUCCCACAGCCGUGUGGAGAUCAUGGUCAAGGCCAAGGGGCAGUUUAAGAAGCAGUCGGUGGCCAACGGCGUGGAGAUAUCCGUGCCCGUGCCCAGUGAUGCCGACUCCCCGCGCUUCAAGACCAGUGUAGGCAGUGCCAAGUACGUGCCCGAAAAGAAUGUCGUUAUUUGGAGUAUUAAGUCCUUCCCGGGGGGCAAGGAGUACCUGAUGCGCGCCCACUUUGGCCUCCCCAGCGUGGAGAAGGAGGAGGUGGAGGGCCGGCCCCCUAUUGGGGUCAAGUUUGAGAUCCCCUACUUCACUGUCUCCGGGAUCCAGGUCCGAUACAUGAAGAUCAUUGAGAAAAGCGGUUACCAGGCCCUGCCGUGGGUUCGCUACAUCACCCAGAGUGGCGAUUAUCAACUUCGUACCAGCUAGGAGAGAGAAGAGGUGGGGCCUAGACAUGGGGCCUUCCCUCUCCCCAGGCUGGGACUGUAGACUUCCUGGGAGGAAGAUGGGGGAUGUGUGUGAGGGAAGGCCCCUGACUUAGCCGUUUCUUGCUCCCAGCACCCGGCAUCCUCCCUGCCUUUCUCUCUACCCACAGGCUAGGAGGAACAGUCUCCCCACCUCCCUCUGCCUCCGGGCUCCCCACUCCUCCAAUUUUAUAUGAAGAAUAGAGGAGGGUCUUGAAGCCCCCCUCAUGAGUGCCUUCUUGCAGUGACCUGCCUUAGGGGUGUCGGGGCCCCUCCUUCACAGCUGCUGAGCCCAGAGGCCACCCUGGCCCACCCUGAGUGUUAGGAUGGUAUUAAAAAGAAUGAAUCUG